Callorhinus ursinus (northern fur seal) is the source of this 7489-nucleotide messenger RNA. RefSeq names its product WD repeat domain 7 (gene WDR7). Gene Ontology annotation, cellular component: cytoplasm. Gene Ontology annotation, molecular function: protein binding. NCBI's taxonomy places the organism in Eukaryota, Metazoa, Chordata, Mammalia, Carnivora, Otariidae. The record is from RefSeq and is a predicted model, not a curated record.
UGGCUCCUACCACCCAAUCCUAAAACGCGACCCCUGGCUUCCCCCCCUCGACUGAAGAGCCCCCACUCCGGCUGGAGCGGCGCAGGCGCGGAAGAGUAGCAGUCACAAGCUCAGACGGACAUCAAAAGGGAGAUAAGACACUUCUACAAAAGCUAAUAAUACAAGGUAAAAUGUGGGGAUUGAAGAACAACUCUCCCCCGGCUCUGGUGGUUCUCUCAUCCUGACGGGAGAAAGAAGAGAGAGUUGCAGCGAAAGUCACGGCAGUUGGGUGUCAGCUGAUUUACUGCAGCGGCGGCGGUGGCAGCGGCGGCAACGGCACCUUGCAACCUCUGUGGGGAGACGCCGGCUGGGCUCGGGUUGUGGUUUGCCUACCCGGAUUUGAGCACCCCACAUCUUCCUCACAUAACGUCCUCGCCUUGUCCACCUUUGACGGGGCGCCCACGGGUGGUGGGACGGACAACAUCGCGGCAUGAGAUGAAGCUGUGACAGAUGGGGAAGCUGAAACCCAGAGGGGUAACUUUUUCAAGAUCCCACAGAAGAGCCAGGAUUUGAAUACAGUUCUGAUUGUUUGAAAGCACAAUGGCGGGAAACAGCCUUGUCCUACCCAUUGUUCUUUGGGGUCGCAAAGCACCAACACAUUGCAUCUCAGCAGUACUUUUAACAGACGAUGGGACCACAAUUGUAACUGGAUGCCAUGAUGGACAAAUAUGUCUCUGGGAUCUUUCAGUAGAAUUAGAAGUUAAUCCUCGAGCACUGUUGUUUGGUCACACAGCCUCAAUCACCUGUUUGUCUAAAGCUUGUGCUUCUAGUGACAAACAGUAUAUUGUGAGUGCAUCUGAAAGUGGAGAGAUGUGUCUCUGGGACGUGAAUGAUGGCAGAUGUAUUGAGUUUACAAAAUUAGCCUGCACACAUACAGGUAUACAGUUUUACCAGUUUUCUGUUGGAAAUCAGAGAGAAGGAAGGCUUUUAUGCCAUGGCCACUAUCCUGAAAUCCUCGUUGUGGAUGCCACCAGCCUUGAGGUGUUAUACUCCUUAGUAUCAAAGAUCUCUCCAGACUGGAUUAGCUCCAUGAGUAUUAUCCGAUCCCACCGAACACAAGAGGACACUGUGGUCGCACUCUCAGUGACGGGCAUCUUGAAGGUGUGGAUUGUUACCUCUGAAAUAAGUGGCAUGCAGGAUACUGAGCCAAUAUUUGAGGAGGAAUCCAAACCGAUUUAUUGUCAGAAUUGCCAAAGCAUUUCUUUUUGUGCAUUCACACAAAGGUCACUUUUGGUUGUGUGCUCCAAGUAUUGGAGGGUUUUUGAUGCUGGAGACUAUUCCUUGCUGUGUUCAGGUCCUAGUGAAAAUGGACAGACGUGGACUGGAGGUGACUUUGUAUCAGCAGAUAAAGUAAUCAUUUGGACUGAAAAUGGGCAAAGUUAUAUUUACAAACUACCUGCCAGUUGCCUUCCAGCUAGUGAUUCAUUUCGCAGUGAUGUGGGGAAAGCAGUUGAAAAUUUAAUUCCUCCUGUACAACAUAGCCUCUUGGAUCGAACAGAUAAAGAGUUGCUAAUUUGUCCUCCUGUUACUCGGUUUUUCUAUGGAUUCAAGGAACACCUCCACAAACUAUUAAUUCAAGGUGAUUCUUCAGGAAGAUUGAAUAUUUGGAACAUAUCAGACACACCUGAUAAACAGGAAGAACUGAAAAUGACAACUUCUGUUAGUUUGCAAGAGGCAUUUGAUAAACUGAAUCCUUGUCCUGCUGGAAUUAUAGAUCAGCUGAGUGUGAUUCCCAGUAGUAAUGAACCUCUUAAAGUAACCGCAAGUGUGUACAUACCAGCACAUGGACGACUUGUCUGUGGCCGUGAGGAUGGAAGCAUCAUCAUUGUGCCUGCCACACAGACAGCCAUUGUACAGCUGCUGCAAGGGGAACACAUGCUCCGAAGAGGUUGGCCACCUCACAGAACCCUCCGCGGUCAUCGGAACAAAGUCACAUGUUUGCUAUAUCCUCAUCAGGUCUCAGCUCGUUAUGACCAAAGAUAUCUGAUAUCUGGAGGCGUGGAUUUUUCAGUCAUAAUUUGGGACAUAUUUUCUGGAGAAAUGAAACAUAUCUUCUGUGUGCAUGGUGGUGAGAUUACUCAGCUUCUAGUUCCACCUGAAAACUGUAGUGCAAGAGUGCAGCACUGCAUCUGCUCUGUAGCCAGUGACCACUCAGUGGGGCUUCUAAGUCUGCGAGAGAAGAAAUGCAUUAUGCUGGCAUCUCGUCAUCUCUUCCCUAUUCAGGUCAUCAAGUGGAGGCCUUCUGAUGAUUACCUGGUAGUGGGAUGUUCAGAUGGCUCUGUAUACGUCUGGCAAAUGGAUACUGGUGCGUUGGAUCGCUGUGUGAUGGGGAUCACAGCAGUGGAGAUCCUAAAUGCCUGCGACGAAGCAGUGCCUGCUGCAGUUGACUCUCUCAGUCAUCCAGCAGUCAACCUAAAGCAGGCCAUGACACGGCGUAGUCUGGCCGCUCUUAAAAACAUGGCCCAUCAUAAGCUACAGACUCUUGCAACUAACCUCUUGGCUUCUGAGGCCUCUGACAAAGGAAAUUUGCCUAAAUAUUCUCAUAACUCCCUGAUGGUUCAGGCAAUAAAGACAAACCUAACAGACCCAGACAUACAUGUGCUUUUCUUUGAUGUGGAAGCGUUGAUUAUUCAACUCCUGACUGAAGAAGCCUCUAGGCCGAAUACUGCGCUUAUUUCCCCAGAGAAUUUGCAAAAAGCAUCUGGCAGUUCAGACAAAGGGGGCUCUUUUCUAACUGGAAAACGAGCAGCAGUUCUCUUCCAACAAGUGAAAGAAACUAUCAAAGAGAACAUAAAGGAACAUCUCCUGGACGAUGAAGAGGAGGAUGAGGAGAUGAUGAGGCAGAGAAGAGAAGAGAGUGAUCCAGAGUAUCGGGCCAGCAAAUCUAAGCCGUUGACCUUAUUAGAAUAUAAUUUAACGAUGGACACUGCAAAAUUGUUCAUGUCAUGUCUUCAUGCCUGGGGUUUAAAUGAAGUUCUGGAUGAAGUUUGUCUUGAUCGCCUUGGAAUGCUGAAACCGCACUGCACAGUAUCUUUUGGUCUCCUAUCGAGAGGAGGUCAUAUGUCCCUGAUGCUUCCUGGUUAUAAUCAGCCUGCUCGGAAGCUGUCGCAUGGGAAAGCCGAAGUAGGAAGGAAGCUGCCAGCAACCGAGAGCGUUGGAAGGGGAACUUAUGGAGUGUCCCGAGCCGUCACCACACAGCAUCUCCUGUCUAUCAUAUCUUUGGCAAAUACAUUAAUGAGUAUGACCAACGCAACUUUUAUUGGUGAUCAUAUGAAGAAGGCUCCUACCAGGCCACCUCGACCAAGCACCCCAGACCUUUCUAAGGCAAGGGGUUCCCCUCCAACUUCCAGUAAUGUUGUGCAAGGACAGAUUAAACAAGGAUGGAGCCAGUUGGCUGCUAUGCAUUGCGUGAUGCUACCAGACCUGCUGGGACUGGAUAAAUUUAGGCCUCCGCUCCUAGAGAUGCUGGCUCGGAGAUGGCAAGACCGAUGCUUGGAGGUCCGAGAAGCCGCCCAGGCCCUGCUUCUAGCUGAACUGCGAAGAAUUGAGCAGGCGGGGCGGAAGGAAGCCAUCGAUGCCUGGGCCCCUUAUUUACCUCAGUACAUGGACCAUGUCAUAUCACCGGGAGUCUCAGCGGACGCCGUGCAGACUGUCAGCACUGCUCCUGAUGCCUUGGGGCCAGAAGCCAAAGUCCAGGAGGAAGAGCAUGACCUUGCAGAUGAUGACAUCACAGCUGGUUGCUUAUCAAGUAUCCCACAAAUGAAAAAGAUUUCCACAUCUUAUGAGGAAAGACGGAAGCAAGCUACUGCUAUUGUUUUACUAGGAGUAAUAGGAGCUGAAUUUGGUGCUGAAAUUGAACCUCCUAAAUUGUUGACCAGACCUCGAAGCUCUAGUCAAAUUCCUGAGGGAUUUGGCUUGACUAGUGGUGGAUCCAACUACUCACUGGCCAGACAUACUUGUAAGGCACUGACAUUUCUUCUGCUGCAGCCUCCGAGCCCCAAACUUCCUCCACACAGUACGAUCCGAAGAACAGCCAUUGAUCUGAUUGGACGUGGUUUCACCGUCUGGGAGCCUUAUAUGGACGUGUCUGCUGUCCUCAUGGGGCUUCUUGAACUCUGUGCUGAUGCCGAGAAACAACUCGCCAACAUCACAAUGGGGCUGCCUCUUAGCCCUGCAGCUGACUCCGCCCGCUCGGCAAGGCAUGCCCUCUCGCUCAUUGCCACUGCCAGACCACCCGCCUUCAUCACAACCAUAGCCAAAGAGGUACACAGACAUACAGCUCUUGCAGCAAAUACCCAGUCCCAACAGAACAUGCACACGACAACUCUUGCACGAGCUAAAGGGGAAAUUCUGAGAGUCAUUGAGAUUCUUAUUGAAAAAAUGCCCACAGAUGUUGUGGAUCUUCUUGUGGAGGUUAUGGACAUCAUUAUGUACUGCCUUGAAGGAUCUUUAGUUAAAAAGAAAGGUCUUCAAGAAUGUUUCCCAGCCAUCUGCAGGUUCUACAUGGUCAGCUAUUAUGAACGGAAUCACAGAAUAGCAGUUGGAGCUCGCCAUGGUUCAGUGGCCCUGUACGACAUCCGGACUGGAAAAUGUCAGACAAUCCAUGGACACAAGGGACCAGUCACUGCAGUGGCCUUUGCCCCUGAUGGACGAUAUCUUGCCACCUACUCAAAUACGGACAGCCACAUUUCUUUCUGGCAGAUGAACACCUCGCUGCUGGGGAGCAUUGGCAUGCUGAACUCGGCACCUCAGCUGCGCUGCAUUAAGACCUACCAGGUGCCCCCCGUGCAGCCCGCCUCGCCCGGCUCCCACAACGCGCUGCGACUGGCCCGGCUCAUCUGGACUUCCAACCGCAACGUCAUCCUCAUGGCCCACGACGGGAAGGAGCACCGCUUCAUGGUCUAACGCUGGCGCCUGCUGCCCUGGCCACCUCCGAGUUCUGUCCGUCCGUUCUCCCAGCUGAGAGUCCUCUGUCCUUCCUCACACGGAUCAUUCCUCAGUGCCUGCCCGCACCAGUGCCCCCCGGGGGCGCGGCCGAGGCCAGGUCACUCCUGCAUGGCUCUUGGGGGCAGAUGCCCACUUGUGUCACCUGUGAUUCAGAGGCAUGCACACACCGCUCUGCAGGAUGUGGCCCUUCUGUCAGCACUAGGUCGUUUUUCCCCCCGCCGGGGCUGGGGGUGGGGGAUGUCUGUGGGCCCCAGGAUCCCUCCUGUCGCUUGGUGCACCAGAAGCCUCCAGUUCAGUAAACACUGUGAUUGUGUUCCCAGCCCAGGUCAGCAACCCCACCUCUGAGCUCCCGCUUGAACCUGGUGGUUUUGACGUUGGGUUUUGAGGUAAUUGUGGCAGUCCUAAUUAGCAAAGUUAUUUUCCUUUAGAUCGCCUAAAAUAUAUUCCUGUUUACCAAAAAGAUUCUGUGUUUACAUGGUUGGUUUUUUUCCCCCCAUGACUGCUAGGAAACUGCUCACUCCCAAUUUCCUAGGGUUUAGCCACUCUUUCUUUAUUAAUACCUAACAGAUUGGAAAUUAAUGAGAAAAUACACCAAAAAAUUGUUCCUCCUCACGGAAAAUAGAGUUUCCCAGGCACCUAGCCUUCUAAAAUGCUCGUAUCCUGCUUAGUAGUCUAUUUAGUAGUUUAAAAUAAAAAAUCAUCACUAUUUAUGAUCUAGUUAAUAUAAUUAUCCAGUCACUCUAAUCUCUUAAAUGGACUUUUAUAAUAAAGAACUGAGUUUGGAAGCAUAGCAUAUACUAAAUAAGAAGACUCUUAUGUCUGUUGCUACAGGUCCUUUUAAGAAAGACCUUACCCCUUCCUUCCAGAAACCUUACAGACCUACAGUUCCCACGUGUACAACCUAUGUCAGUCAUCAUGGAAUAGUUACAGUUCAGCCUUCAAACUGAUCAAUUAAAGGAAAACAAAGACAGCAUUUCUUUUACACAAGUGUCCUAGAAAAUUAGUACCUAUGGCACAAGCAUUCAGGAGAAUAUAUAAAAUGUGAGGGCUCUCAAGUUAUUUGAGCAAACAUUGCAAUGAGGGUGUCCAUCACACUUCGAAGUAAACUUUAACUAGGUCGCUUUCUUCUCUUUAUGUCAAAUUAUGCCGGUUCUUGCUCAUAGUAAUGGGAAAAAAAAAUCCAUAAAAUAAUAUUUUGUAUGAAUUGCUCCUAACAAAUCUUGAUCUGUACAUAGUUGGGCAUUUGGUUGUUUGGUUAGUUGUUGAUUGGUUGGCUAGACACAAUGGUUUAUUAAAUGCUAAAACAGAAAAUGAUUUAUUAAAUUCAGAGAAGGUAGGAAAUUUCCAGAGGAACCAAAAUGAUAAUGGGAGCAUUUAAUUGGAAAAGCGUAGAUUGUUAAGAGUUUAUGUAAUAUACAAAAAAAUAGGAUCACAGUCCAGGAACAAAUCCAUCUGUCAUUUUACUAAAACAGAUUUUUAAAGAACAUGUUAAGAAAUUAAGAUCCACUAGAACGUCUCUUUCCUAUUGAUAUGAAGUGUGUUAUUUGCAUUGAUGACAAACCUGUACUGUUGCUUGGUUUUAGACUUUGGGUGUUCUUUUAAAAGUGAAUUGAUGCCACAUGCAUGUACAUUGUAUUUAUAAAGAUUAUAUAUGUAGUUUCCAAGGAAGAAACAAAGAACUAUCCAGUGUAGAUUUAUUUGUUUGGUGCACAUGCCAUUGUGUUCGAUUAUAGGUAGAAAAACCUGAGGUAAACAAAAGUUGCGCUUGGUUUUUUCAGUGGGCUCCCAAGUCUUCUCCAUACCCAGCACAUGUUUACUUUAUGAACUUAAAUAGGGAUUAACUUAUUCUAGACUACAAAGUUGUUUUGGAAUGAUGAAGCAAAAGUAUACCUUUAGAGGGUUUAAAACAAAGAUGUGAGACAAUAGGCAGGCCGCCUCGGACUCGCAGUGGGACACACCCCGGGGUCCAGAACAAAGCCAUGGGGCCCAGGGGCAAAACAUCUGGGCAGUGGGCAGAGGCCAGCCUGUCCCACAGUCUGUCUGAUUAUCGGCCAGUAGAAUAUUAAAAGUCGGGUGGAUGAUAUCUGAUGGUUAGACGUCUCUAACUGCUAAAUGAGUAUUUGCAUUCUUGUUAACACAAAUCUCCUCUUGGCUGUUUUGAUAACUACAGUCCCAGACUUCAUCACUGCUUAGAUUUCUCAGCACUGAAGCAAACUUUGUGUUGUCAUCCCAGUGUAUGCUUUUAGUGUUUUAUUGAUUUUGUUGGCACUGUAUUUGGACCUAUCCUUGUAAAUGUAGAGACAUAUAUGGCUUCAUUGGUAAUUUACAAGCAAAAGAUGACAUGACGUGACACCUGUAUGAAAAUGUAACGAUUGAACUCACUGUGCACAGCGAGUGAAUUAAAAUGUCUGCCUCUCAAGACAUUUCCACUGAAUAGAUUCUAUAUGUGCUGAAUGUCCCUGUGUACAUAUGUGUGUUAAAUAAAACUGAAUUGUACUGAAGA